AGUGUCCUAGCUAGGUUUGUCCGUGCCUUAUGGGCCAAAUCGUCAAUUUCAGUACAGUAAAUUCCAGUGUAGGUGCCUCAGGCAAGCCUUUUCGUCGGAGCUACAAGCUUGCUAGCUACUAGCCGUACAAAGUUAGAAUAAACGUCGAUAAAGAACGAGUUAUCGGAAGAUGGACAAAAAUGAAACACCGUGGAAGCUGUCGAUGCUGGAGAUGCUUAACAAGCACAAGAGCGUCGAGUUGAUGCCGUCGGAGAAAAAUCCAGCCAACUGCGACUUGGAGGCGAGUGUCAUGGAAUUGCCGCCAACACCGUUAGUGAAGACGCUAGGUUAUGGCACCGGUGUGCAAGUUUAUGUUGUGAAGCGCAAUCUAACCACCGAGGAACGCUCACCGUGGGCGAUCAAGAUGCUCAGUGCACGGGAUCCGAGUAAUAGAGCCAUGUUUGACAAGCGUCUGUCGGAGGAAGCAGAUAUAGUGGAAAAUCUUAAACAUCCUAACAUAGUAGGUUUCAGAGGCUAUGAUACAAUAGGUGUUGGCGUUAGUUUUCUUGCGCUAGAGUACUGCAACUCAUCGCUCGGGGACAUUCUGGAAAAACGAUACGCAAAGAACGCGGGUCCGUUGGAGGCCGAUAAGGCCAAAAGAAUGGCCAUCGAUGUGCUAAGCGGGCUAGUGUACCUCCAUGAAGACGCACACAUCCUCCACGGCGACUUGAAGUCCUUUAAUAUACUGAUUAACAAGGAUUUUGAAAAUGCCAAGAUUUGCGACUUCGGCGUAAGCGUUCCGUUAAACAACAAAGGCUACCUGGACCGCGUAAAGGCUCCGAACGCACGCUACAUAGGGACGACGCUGUGGUCAGCGCCGGAAGUUUUUAAAAAUGAUCCCGCGCUUAUUAGUGUAAAGGCGGAUAUUUUCGCCUUUGGAUUGACAAUUUAUGAAACGCUAACACUGACACCGCCACACACCUUUGCGGGCAUUAUGGAUGAGGUAAUUACACACCCGGCAAGUGUUGCCAAACGUCGGUUGGACAUGUCCGCCGAUGGUGAAGCUGACGAUGAAGAGGGCGCAGAAAGCGACGAAGAUUUCCCGGAAGGAGAUUCAAAUGAUUAUGGUGAAGAUGAAGAUAUUGAGUUAGCGGAAGAGCCGUGCAAGGUUGUAUUAUCGGACGAUGAUGAGGAACCUUUGCAGAAGAAGAUCAAGACGGCGGGUGUAGAAUCCAUCCCGGCCACUGUUCCUGCGGUUUCGACGUCCAGUAAUGUUGAUGAGGAACCUAUGCUGAAGAAGCUCAAUACCACAGGUGUAGACUCCAUCGCGGUCACUGGUGUGAUUUCGCUGGAUUCGACGUCCAACAAAGGCGAUGAGGCGAAGAAGCUCGAGACCACGAGUGAAGAAACCAUCGCGGCCACUGAUGGUGUGGUUUCGCUGGAUACGACGUCCAGCAACGCUGAAGAGACCUGUGCUGAACCUGUGCUGAAGAAGCUCGAGACCACGAGUGAAGAAACCAUCGCGGCCAGUGGUAGUGUGGUUUCGCCGGAAACGACGUCCAGCAACGCGGAUGAUGGUAAUCCGACUACGCUUAUUCCGAUACUAGACAGCAAUGGCGAGGAGCUAAUACCCGAAAAAAAGGCACCUGCAGUGGAAAUCAUCUGCAUCAGUAGCGACGAAUCCGACGACGAGGAUUCAGACGAGGAUUUAGACGAGGAUUUCGACGAGGAUUUAGACGAAGCAGAGUACGAAACAUUGGAGGUGGGUUCCGACGGCUACGAUGAAUUUCCACAGGAAGAGGCUGACUACGAGGAAGAUGAAGACUACGAGGACGGCCAGUACCUUAACUAUGCCGUCCUGGGAACUCGGCCGCCUAUCCCCAGCCACAUUGACAUCGGCGAGGAGCAUCUUCCGCUCGUGGAGCUGUUCCACAUCUGUACUGAGGUCCUGCCAGCUGAUCGUCCAACCGCCCGACAACUGCUAGAUGCGUUGAAUAAGACCACGCUCGCCCAAGGCAAAACAGACAUCGACACACAGCCGUGCCAUGUCGUGGAAACACCGUCAGUGGGGGGCACCGAAACACAGCCGUCGGAGAAUGAAACGGCUAACUAAAGAAGUUUUUAAUUUUUUUUUUUUUUAAAGUCACAUGAGUUAGUAAUACUUUUUCCUUAUUUUAAUGACCAAAGGCUGUACCUAGAAUUAUUCGCCUAGAAAAGAUGGAUGGAUCAUGUGGUCAUGUGACUAGAUUUAUUUUUUUUUUUUUGUCAGAAGAGUGCUGCGAUUCGUUAGACUAUAUGAAUAUAUUACUUUAUUAAAUUUGUUUUCCUCGAAAACCAGUAUGCACUCUACAACAAAUGGAACCAGCGCAUUACAGUUUUCCAUUAGCGCGUCUCAAUCAAAUUUAAGUACGUUCGAAGACGUAUGUUACUCAGAUUGUUUUUUUUUUAUUAUUAUAAUCGAGAGCAGGUUAGGAAUUACAACAAAAACAAUAAAAU
Anopheles coustani is the source of this 2475-nucleotide messenger RNA. RefSeq lists its product as uncharacterized. The record is from RefSeq and is a predicted model, not a curated record. Gene Ontology annotation, cellular component: cytoplasm. NCBI's taxonomy places the organism in Eukaryota, Metazoa, Arthropoda, Insecta, Diptera, Culicidae. The transcript has 2 exons. Bases 170 to 2092 code for a protein of 640 amino acids. Gene Ontology annotation, biological process: protein phosphorylation. Gene Ontology annotation, molecular function: protein serine/threonine kinase activity; ATP binding.